This is a messenger RNA of Truncatella angustata, 949 nucleotides long. RefSeq lists its product as uncharacterized. The record is from RefSeq and is a predicted model, not a curated record. The coding region runs from base 273 to 884 and encodes 203 amino acids. The transcript has 2 exons. Lineage: Eukaryota; Fungi; Ascomycota; Sordariomycetes; Amphisphaeriales; Sporocadaceae.
GUGACACUCGGCUUUUUAUGGGAUUUUGGCGACUGAGUAUUGCUCUGUGUAACAACCUUUGAACGGAAGUAACAAGAGAUCCGGGCCGACUCUUGUCUUCAGCCACAGUUCAGUUCUGCUAUUCAUGAGCCAAUGGAGAUAUAAAUAUUAUGUGCCUGUGGCCGCUUGAAAAUAGUUCAUAUCAUCACACGAUCCUUUAGCAAUCAAAUUAUCACAGUUGAUAUGCAAUAGCGGCCAUAAUUCAACUAUUCAAUAUCCAGGUCUCCGGAAUCAUGUGGGAGAACCAACUUUCUUGGCUUGUAGCCAUGUUUCCGCCGGUACAAGCUAUGAUGCUGCCGAAUGAUGCCGUAAAUGGACUCUGGAUUGUUACUGGCGACGCUAAUUGGAACUCGGAAGCGCCAAUCCGUCUCGACCAUACCUCCAAACCAGACCCAAAGUUGAUUGAAAAUGACCGGAGGGAGCGCACAGAGGCAUCUACUUGGACUUGGCGCCGAACUAUCUGUGCAUCCAGUGGUGAUCCUGCUCAACAAUCUGGCUCCGGAUUCAGGCCUGCUUGGCCAUGGCGACGUAUGGAGACUGUGAAACAGCAACCUGACGGCGAAUUCAAGAAUGUCGAAUCGGUUGGCGAUGACACCUUGACGGUGACAGAUUCAGCACGCGAUGGAGCAGGCAGAACGUUGCUUCGAAAUGGGGGUCAACCGUCGUGUACAUCUGUGCCCGUGGCCAUAUUGAAAGUUGUUAUUCAGACGAGUUCGUGUCGGCCAUUACGUAUAUUCACUAUGCUUGCGCUCCUGAGACUGGAUGGGUCUACAACAAUUUUCUGUACCCCGACAGACCGGCGAGCAAGUGCGGAAUGGAUGUCACUGGUGCGGACUUCUGCUUAAGAUAGGAGUCAGAUUUCGCACAGGCGGUAUGCAAUGCUGCACCCGUAAUUGAGAAUGGUAUGAGG